Vigna unguiculata (cowpea) is the source of this 4026-nucleotide messenger RNA. RefSeq names its product mitochondrial editing factor 20 (gene MEF20). Gene Ontology annotation, molecular function: RNA binding; protein binding. The record is from RefSeq and is a predicted model, not a curated record. NCBI's taxonomy places the organism in Eukaryota, Viridiplantae, Streptophyta, Magnoliopsida, Fabales, Fabaceae. Gene Ontology annotation, biological process: RNA modification.
CGCUGGUUCUGUGGGUGUGCACGAAGGAGCUGCUGUCCACUACUGCCGCCGCCGCUGAAAUGCCACCGCUGGACCACAAAUCGCCACUGCAUUGCCACCGCUGACCGCUGAAUCACCGCCGCCGCCCACCCCUGACCGUUGAAUCGCCACUUCCCCCGCUGCAUUGUUCUUGCCCAAAAACAGGUGAGUUUGUAUUUCUUUUUGAGUUCUGGAAUGUACGUUCCGGGAACUUUCCGGAUUGAUUAGUACGGAAGGACGAGUCGGGAACACUUUAGAAGCUACGAUGUGCAGUUAGUAAUUAUGGAGGUGUAGAAAGCAAAAGCGUCUCGCAAUGAUCAAGCUCAAAAGUUCAGUUUUAGUUCCUUUGCAUCGUCUUCUUCAUCCAUUGCAAUUCCUUGCGGUAACUAGCGAAUUCUCAUUAGGUACUUUGUACCUGACAGAGGUACUUUUUCUCUCUUUCUCCAAUGCUUCUUUGCAAUCCGUUGUUAUUAAUUACCACCUACAUUAAUAGUUCAUUGAUAUGUGUGGGCUUGUUGAUUUAAUUCAUCUGCGUUUCAUAGUUAGUUAAUAUGCUUAAUUUGAUGUGUCAUGAUUAGGAUUUGAAAGCAUUCGUUUCCUUAGGUUUUCUUUAUUUUCGUGAUGGUAAUGAGUCAUAGAGUAUAAUAUAGCAAAAUCGGAAGCAUUUUGAGUGCGGUGGAGUGUAGAGAUAUGUCUAAAUAUUGUCAUUUGUUCUCAUGUGAGGAACGAGUUAUAAUGUAUUUAGCCGCGUGUGUUUUUUGAAUAGAAUAGUAAGUUAUUGAGGGAAGUUAAAAGUUCAUGGUAAAGUAUCAUAAAAUAAGACUGCAAAAUUACCUAGACAAGAGUAUACGCAAAUUUAAUGUAUAUGGACAGAAGUGCAAGGCCCAAAAAGGCUGGGAAAAAGCACGUGCGAUGUUCACUGCUUGAGUGAUGGAAAUUGCUUAUUUGAAUCUUUUUUGCUCUGGCUUGUCCUUUUGAUUCAUAAUUAACUUGUAUUGGGUUUGUGUUACGAGUUCAAGUGAGUUGGAGUCCUAUGUUAGUUAGAAAGUAAGAUGGACAAUAUAUAAGUAGAAAGGCCGGUAACCUUAUCAUUUAAAGGUUUUGGAUUGAAGACUGUCUCCUAAACUCUUAUAUGUGUUUGUUCAUGACUCAUUGGUGUCAAACCUCCUUACUAUCCUCUCUCGAAAAACUUAAUAGUUGGGGAUGUUCUACAUUAAUUUGUUUGAAUGGUAAAGAAAUUUCAAUUUGUGCUUUAUUGAAUUGUAUAUGGCACUAACUACUAUGAUCUGAUUCUGGGGGUUUUUAUGUUAUUACUUGUGAUUAGUUUGCUUACAAAUGAAGAAAUGACUGAGAAGCCUCUCAGCAUUCAACUAAUUUGAGUUAAGGAUAUUCUUGGACGAAUGAGGAUGAACUCCAUAUAGAAGCUUUUUAUCAGAAUUGGAUAGACGGCCAGAGUGUUUGGGUACGGGGAUGGUGAUACCAUAUUUUUAGGGUUCUAAAUCGUCGUCGUCAUCUUCCUUUUAGUGAUCUGCACAUUAAACUUCUGAAGUUUAAUGUUUGGCGUCAAAUGAAGGUGAAAGGUUCAAAGGUGAUACAUAUAAGGCUGAACUCUAACAUCAAAAUUCAUCGCCUGAGCUGAGAUUUUUAAUAUUCUUUUAUGGGCCAUAAUUUACCUCAUGCUGAACUGCCUUCCAAGGUUUAGAUGUAUUUCUUUCUUACAUUCUUUUCCUAAAGUGUCCAAAAAUAUAAAGCAAAUUCAUGCCCAGUUAGUUACUAAUGGACUGAAAUCACCUGCCUUCUUGGCUAAAUUAAUUGAGCAUUAUUGUGGCUCACCAGACUCACACAUAGCUAAUAAUGCACAUUUGGUUUUCCAGCACUUUGACAAGCCAGACCUGUUUCUCUUUAAUACUUUGAUAAGAUGUGUUAAACCCAAUGAUUCUAUUAUACUUUUCCGAGACGAGUUUUCUCGAGGACUCGUGUUUUUUGAUGAUUACACUUACAAUUUUGUUCUUGGAGCCUGUGCUCGCUCUCCGUCAGCUUCAACGUUGUGGGUAGGUAGACAACUACAUUCCUUGAUAGUAAAACAUGGGGUUGGGUCAAAUAUUUUGGUUUCGACUACCAAAAUAUACUUUUAUUCUAGCAACAAAGAUAUUAUCUCAGCCCGACAAGUGUUUGAUGAAAUGUCAAUGAGAACCAGUGUUACGUGGAAUGCUAUGAUAACAGGUUAUUCUUCCCUUAAAGAAGGGAACAGGCAAUAUGCUUUCAAUGCAUUGUCAUUGUUUAAGGACAUGUUGGUUGAUGUAUGUGGAAUUAAACCAACAGAUACAACAGUAGUUGCUGUCCUUUCAGCAGUUUCUCAGAUGGGUUUGCUGGAAACUGGUGCUUCUGUACAUGCUUUUGCUGAAAAGACGUUGUGUACUGAAGAUGAUGUGUUUAUCGGGACUGGUCUGGUUGAUAUGUACUCAAAAUGUGGAUGCAUUGAUAGUGCCUUGUCUGUCUUCUGGCGCAUGAACCAGAAGAAUAUCUUGACUUGGACGGCAAUGACUACUGGUCUAGCUAUCCAUGGGAAAGGAAAACAAGCCUUGGAGGUUUUAUACAAGAUGGGAGAUUACGGUGUGAAGCCGAAUGAAGCAACUUUUACUAGCUUUUUGUCUGCUUGUUGUCAUGGUGGACUUAUCGAAGAAGGCCUUCAAUUAUUCCAUGAAAUGAAGAGAACAUUUAGUGUGACACCUCAGGUAAAACAUUACGGUUGCAUUGUUGACCUUCUUGGCCGUGCUGGAAAGUUAAAAGAAGCGUAUGAAUUUAUCAUGCGGAUGCCAAUUAAUCCUGAUGAUGUAAUAUGGAGGAUUCUGCUAAGUGCAUGCAAGCUUCAUGAGGAUGUUGUGAUGGGAGAGAAGGUGGGAAAAUUUCUCCUCCAGUUAGAAGAAUGGAGUCGUCCAGAGUCGGCUUUAAAGAGCGAAGACUAUGUAUCUCUGUCAAAUGUUUAUGCUUUAGCAGAAAGGUGGGUCGAUGUUGAAGCUGUAAGGAAACAAAUGAGAGCUAAGAGUAUCUCGAAUAACGCUGGUUGUAGCGCUGUUCAAAUUGUCAGUCUGUAGAACAAAGACCACAGAAGGAGAAUUUUGAGGCUGAGCAUUUGAGUAAACCAACAGAGAUUAACUGUUGAGCGGGAUAAUAGUACAUUUCCUUCCCGUAAGUCUUCUCUUUUUGUGCAAGUAUUUUCGAAGAUGCCCUUGCAAAAUGGAGGUGGCUGAUCCUGUCCAAUUACUCAGUGCCAAAACAGUGCUGUUUGUGUAAAACAGAUUUUACAACAGGCUUCAAAGGCUGCAUUGUAGCUGAUUGUGGAGCUCUUUCCCUGGGGCAGAAACAGGAUCAAAGAGGUUGAGCGUGGUGCAGUUUCGGUCCUCAUUGAGCUACUUCUUUGUGCCUCGGAAAGAAGAACUUGUGAACUCAUUUUAAUAGCUUCGGAUCAACUUUGUGGGUGUGCAGAAGGGCGUGCAGAUUUGUUGAACCAUGGUGCAGAAGUGGUCAUUGUGUCAAAGAAAAUUCUAAGGGUCUCUCUCGUGGCAAGUGAUAGAGGGUUUAGAAUUUUGGCCUCCAUUUGUAGAUAUUCCGCCAAUGCUAGAGUGCUCCAUGAAAUGUUGCAGGUUGGGGCUGUGUCAAAGUUGUGUUUGGUUCUUCAAGAGAAUUGCAGUUUCAAGACCAAAGAGAGGGCCAAGGAAAUACUCAGAUUGCACUCCUCAGUUUGGAAGAAUUCUCCAUGUAUUCCUGUACCUUUGUUAUCUUCUUUUCCUUGAUCUAAUUUCAUCAUAGUUUCUAAGCUUUUCAUUUUUUGUGUGUAGAUGCAUCUGAUGAUAGUGUCUGGUCCAGAGGUUUUGGAGUUAUACAAAUGAAUCACUUAGUUAUAUGAGAAAAAAAAAAAUCCUUAGAUAAAUUUUGUUAAACAUUGUACUGAUGUAAACAGUAGUAUUAGUUAACUAUAACUUUUUUUUUAACAUGGGUAUUCUUUGA